Epinephelus lanceolatus (giant grouper) is the source of this 1525-nucleotide messenger RNA. RefSeq names its product cholinergic receptor, nicotinic, alpha 1 (muscle) (gene chrna1). The record is from RefSeq and is a predicted model, not a curated record. Gene Ontology annotation, molecular function: acetylcholine-gated monoatomic cation-selective channel activity; transmembrane signaling receptor activity. Gene Ontology annotation, biological process: monoatomic ion transmembrane transport. NCBI's taxonomy places the organism in Eukaryota, Metazoa, Chordata, Actinopteri, Perciformes, Serranidae. Gene Ontology annotation, cellular component: postsynaptic membrane.
AUGAACCUCUCUAAGGUCCAGGUCUUACUGGCAUGGAUCCUCGCUGUACUUGCUGGUCCAGUUUCCUGCUCAGAGGAUGAGACCCGUCUGGUGAAAACCCUGUUUACUGGUUACAACAAGGUGGUUCGUCCCGUGGACCACUUCAGUGAAGCCGUAGAGGUCACUGUGGGACUGCAGCUAAUACAGCUCAUCAGUGUGGAUGAAGUGAACCAGAUUGUGACCAGCAAUGUCCGUCUCAAACAGUCGUGGGUGGAUGUGAACCUGAAGUGGAGUCCAGAUGAGUACGGAGGCAUCAAGAAGAUCAGAGUCCCUUCAACUGACAUCUGGAAACCUGACCUGGUGCUAUACAACAAUGCUGAUGGUGACUUCGCCAUCAUCCAUGAAACCAAAGUCUUGCUGGAGCACACUGGGAAGAUAACAUGGAACCCUCCGGCCAUCUUUAAGAGUUACUGUGAGAUUAUCGUCCUCCAUUUCCCGUUUGACCUGCAGAACUGUAGCAUGAAACUGGGGACAUGGACAUAUGAUGGACUGCUGGUCGUCAUCAACCCGGACAACGACCGUCCUGACCUCAGUAACUUCAUGGAGUCAGGUGAAUGGGUGUUAAAAGACUACAGGGGCUGGAAACACUGGGUUUACUACACCUGCUGUCCCGACACGCCCUACCUUGACAUCACCUACCAUUUCCUGAUGCUGCGGCUGCCUCUCUAUUUCAUCGUCAACGUCAUCAUUCCCUGCAUGCUCUUCUCAUUUCUUACUGGACUGGUCUUCUACCUGCCCACUGACUCUGGUGAAAAGAUGACUCUCUCCAUCUCCGUCCUGCUGUCUCUCACUGUCUUCCUGCUGGUUAUUGUGGAGCUGAUCCCCUCCACCUCCAGCGCUGUCCCCCUCAUAGGGAAAUACAUGCUCUUCACCAUGGUGUUUGUCAUCGCCUCCAUCAUCAUCACCGUCAUCGUCAUCAACACGCAUCACCGCUCGCCCAGCACGCACACCAUGCCCGGCUGGAUCCGCAAGGUCUUCAUCGAAACCAUUCCCAACAUGAUGUUCUUCUCAACAAUGAAGCGUCCCAGUCAGGAGAUCCGCCAGAAGACGUUGUUCCCCACUGACAUGGACAUCUCGGACAUCUCAGGUAACCCCAACCCCACCAAUGUCACCUACCAGUCUCCCAUCACUAAAAACCCUGAUGUUCGCAGCGCCAUUGACGGGGUGAAGUACAUCGCUGAGACCAUGAAGUCAGACGAGGAGUCAAACAACGCAGCAGAGGAGUGGAAGUUCGUUGCCAUGGUUUUGGACCACAUCCUGCUCUGCGUGUUCAUGGCCGUGUGCAUCAUCGGGACGCUCGCCGUCUUUGCUGGGAGACUCAUUGAGCUCAACUUGCUGUAGAGGCCUGACCCAUGAAGGAGGAUGUGUGUUGUCACAGCAGAGGUCACCAUUGGAGAAUCAUGUUUCUCUCUCUCUCUCUCUCUCUCUCUCUCUCUCUCUCACACACACACACACACACACACACACACACACACACACACACACA